Seminavis robusta is the source of this 1098-nucleotide messenger RNA. NCBI's taxonomy places the organism in Eukaryota, Bacillariophyta, Bacillariophyceae, Naviculales, Naviculaceae. The record is from the annotation of a GenBank genome assembly.
AUGUCCUCCGAGACCAAGAAUGCCCAGAAGAAAGAGCUUGAACUCAAAGAGUCGUCAAGCACGGACUCACAACAGUAUGUAGAGCUCCAGGAUGAAGAAAAUCAUGGAAAUGAUGAUACGGUGCCGCUCGUCGUGUCCAAGGACAAUAAUAAUGCCAAGCCAACUGCCGUAUUCGAUAAAUUGAGCGGCGAUAAACACGACGUGAAAGAUGCCGCCUUUUGGCUCUUCAUGCUCUUUCUGGCUUCCGUCACCAUGACGGUUGGAAACAAAUAUGUCAUGCAACAGUGGCCCUAUGCCAACACAUUGACUCUUAUGCAAAAUGGUACGGCUGUGCUCUAUUUGGCAUGGGGCAAUUAUUCUGGCUUUUUGGAGAUGAAACCCUUUGCCAUGAAACAAUGGCAGAUCUUUGGAGUCUGUUCCUUCUUUUUGGCCAUGCAGAUUCUGACAUCCCUCAAGGCAUUGCCCUACGUGGCCAUUGCAACUCUUGUGGCAUUUCGCAAUACAUGCACAGUGGCCAUUGCCGUUAUUGACUAUUUUUUCUUUGGAAACAAGUUCAGUCAAGCCCAAAUUGCCUCUCUUGCCGUUACGACUGUAGGAAUGAUCCUCUAUGCCCUGCAAGAUGUCAACUUCAAUCUAGUAGGAUACAUGUGGUUGUUUGGAAACAGCUUGGCCACUAUUUUCAACACCUUUUGGAACAAAAUCUACAUCACACAUUAUACCAAAGAACUUAAGAUUCAAACAUCCUAUGGAGUCAGUUUCAUUCAGCAAAUUGAGACUUUGCCCAUUGUGGGCUUCUUGGCCAUUGUCAACAAGGAAGGUGAAUCCUUUGGUGAAAUGGGGCCACUUACUGGCUGGGCCAAGGCUGCCAUUUUUGCUACCUGCCUGGGUGGGGUUUUGAUUGGAAUUGCCUACCCCAAGUGCUUUAGUUUGGUGUCUGGAACCUCUGUGGUUGUGGCAUCCACUGCCAACAAGGCUGUCUCCAUUUUGAUUGGCAUGUGGCUGUUUGGAACAAGACUGUCAUUCAUGCAGGUUUUUGGUUUGCUCGUGUGCAUUGGUGGAUCGUUGUGGUACGCUGUUGAGGGAAAGAGAGGCAAAUAG